This is a messenger RNA of Gasterosteus aculeatus aculeatus (three-spined stickleback), 2659 nucleotides long. RefSeq names its product cholesterol 25-hydroxylase like 2 (gene ch25hl2). Gene Ontology annotation, molecular function: iron ion binding; oxidoreductase activity. NCBI's taxonomy places the organism in Eukaryota, Metazoa, Chordata, Actinopteri, Perciformes, Gasterosteidae. The record is from RefSeq and is a predicted model, not a curated record. Gene Ontology annotation, biological process: lipid biosynthetic process.
UGGCAAAACAUCACCGGACAAUUCGCUGGAGCUCAACCUACACGAGGAAGCCGAUUGGAUCUUGUCAACAAUAAACCUCUUGUUUAUUUGUGGCGGGGAGGAAAAAAAGCCUCGUAAGCGAUGAGUCUACUCAGAACUUUAUCCUGCAUGUUGUCGGGCGGGGACAACGCGACCGGGGGCCAGGCGCAGGGCUUGGUCCUGCAGCCCGCCUGGGACUACCUCCGCCAGAACCACCACGACCUCCUGAGUAGCCCUCUGUUCCCCGUGGUCCUGUCCGUCACCACCUACUUCCUCCUGGUCGGGGUCUACACCCUGCUCGACCUGCUGGCGCCCACCUGGCCCUGCAUCAGCCGCUACCGCCUCCGUCCCGAGGGAGCCGUCACCUGGCCCAACAUCUGGACCACGCUGGGGGUCACCGUCCGCAACCAUCUGCUCUACAUCUUUCCCGCCACGGUUGCCCAGUGGCUGUGGAGGCCGCCCACCCCGCUGCCCGUCGAGGCGCCCACUCUCUGGAGCUUCUUCCUGGGCGUCCUGGGCUGCACGGUGGUCUUUGACUUCCAGUAUUACCUGUGGCACCUGCUGCACCACCGGGUGCCGUGGCUGUACCGCACGUUCCACGCCGUGCACCACCAGUACAACCAGCCCUUCAGCCUCGUCACCCAGUACCUGUCCGGCUGGGAGCUGUUCAACGUGGGCUUCUGGGCCACGGUGGACCCCGUCCUGCUCCGGUGCCACUGCCUCACCACGUGGGGCUUCAUGGUCUUCAACAUCUACAUCUCCACCGAGGACCACUGCGGCUACGACUUCCCGUGGGCCACGCACAAACUGGUGCCCCUCGGCCUGUGGGGCGGCGCGCCGAUGCACGACGCUCACCACCAGCGGCCCGGCACCAACUUCGCCCCGUUCUUCUCCCACUGGGACCGGCUGGGGGGGACCCACAGCGCGCCCACCGCCUGCGGCCGCUGAAGAGCGGCGAAUCUCCCGUUGACUCGCAGCCCCUUUCGGUCGACCGCUCUGCCUCCGUCACCACAGCAGCUCCUCCUUCCCCCGUGUCUGACCUUGCUGUCUUUUUGACCUUUCCCGCGUGGAUGUGUUGUCUCUCUAGUUCUCAGCUCAGGAGGCGAUCGUCCGUCUGGAGCUGCAGAGAAGAUUCACCUUGUUUGUGUGUGCGUUCUGUACGCCGAUGGUUCAUCCGUCUCUUAUUCAUAAAGAUGUGGUCGGUUCUCUCAGGUCCGUCGACGGACAUGACUAACACGUGUUUCGUUCUAGUUCUUAUCGGAGUCUUUAGCAGGUGGGAGGCGGUGUGAUUACACACAAACGCUAGCAGGGACGGCGUCCCUCUCCCCCUCCUCGGCUCUGAUCCUUCGCUCACACGCAUGAAUGGCGGCCUUUUAGCUGCACGCCAGUACGACGCGUGGGAGCAAUACUAAUCCACCGCUCUUUGAGAUGCUCCCAGUGGAGGAGUUCCCCCAAAAAAACUCUGCCCAAAGGACAAUGAGCUUUGUGAUUAUGUCUUCGCCUUCACAGCAGCAGGUGUUAUUACGAGAAGGGAAAGAUUUCUCAUUCAUGCCAAUAAAUCGGAAUGUAGAGGAAAUAAUGUUGGAAUAAAAUACACACGCUCAUGAAACACUGACUGGCCAAUCUUUGUAGAGACGCGCGUUUGCAUUUCAGAAAGCGAACCAGCAGAGGUCGCCAUUUUCCUCCAGAUGCAGGAGGAACAUCUCGAGCAAACACAGACGCUUCUAGAAGACUUGAACGUGAUACUGGUUCUUCUCAAGCAGGACCUUGGACCCUUUGCGCAGUAGAAUAUCCGCUGAUAUGACCCCAGUGACACAGUGUUACUGCUGAGCGGGGGAGGCCGGUGAUCACCUGCGUGACUCUUGUCUCCUGUUUCCAUUUUCUUUAUGUCAACACCAGCAGCCAGAACCGGUCCCACUGGUUUGUGUGUAACAGAGAUAUGCACGGUUGUAACAAGACGAGCUCACGUUAGUCUGGUACCAGGUUCUGUGGUAGCGUAGAAAUAAACAGACGUCAUUCCCACAAAUGUUCAAGAAUUACAUUUAAAUGUCAAGUGAAGCCAUUUCUGCCACACAGUUAUUCCUCAAUAUCUGGAAAAGGGUUAUUGCUCAAUGGGAAUCUUGUAGUCACAAGUGUGUCACAAUGGACGAGAACCUUGAAGCGCCGCACACGUUGCUGCGUGGAAACACACAACACAAACCGCGCAUAAGUAACUCCACCCGUGCCCUUUUAUUUCCCCAAUGAUAAAGUCAUGCACCCUGCUGUGAAGCGCUCGCGACGUGCAUCAUUUGAUGAACGUCGCACAGGACAGAAACAGCCUGCAGUAACAGUGGGUCAUGUGGACAAACCUAACUGGUUAUCGAUUAAAGACACUGAGGCCCGUCGGGCCGCCUGGUGAGCGCUCACGUUCAUCCCAACAUGUUGCUUCUCCGCACACUGUGUGGCGCGUCGCCGCAACUGGUACGUGUUUGAAUGUUGGCACGUAAAACAGGGGCGGAAGCUUCAGAGCGAGUUCCUGAUUCACCCAAACCACGUGUCCCCCCCCACAAAUCAACCAAUGUUUCUGUGGUAAAGUCUUUUGAAAGGACUCUUUUCCUUAUCUUUGUUCAAUAAAAGUAUUCCAUAAACGUGUAUAAACCCA